Messenger RNA from Biomphalaria glabrata, 1939 nucleotides. Its product is annotated as ubiquitin-conjugating enzyme E2 variant 1-like. Bases 120 to 554 code for a protein of 144 amino acids. The transcript has 5 exons. Gene Ontology annotation, biological process: protein K63-linked ubiquitination; DNA damage tolerance. The record is from RefSeq and is a predicted model, not a curated record. Lineage: Eukaryota; Metazoa; Mollusca; Gastropoda; Planorbidae. Gene Ontology annotation, cellular component: nucleus.
UAGAUCUAGAUCUAUUCUAAAUACUGUUACGAAAUUAUUCAGAAAUAAAUAAACUAAAAGUUAUAAAAAAGGAACUAGACUCUUUAUAGAGCAGUAACGCAGUUAAUGCCAGAUACAACAUGGCGGGUGCCUCCCAAGGAUCUGGAGUGGUUGUUCCAAGAAAUUUCACUCUGUUGGAUGAGCUUGAAGCAGGCCAAAAAGGUGUUGGAGAUGGGACAAUCAGUUGGGGCCUAGUUGAUGAUUCAGACAUGACCAUGACAGACUGGCAGUGUGUCAUUAUUGGACCACCUAAGACAAGUUUUGAAAACAGAAUGUAUCAGUUGCGUGUGAAAUGUGGAGAGCAUUAUCCUCACAAGCCCCCAGAAGUUCGAUUCAUUACUCGUAUUAAUAUGUCUUGUGUCAACAAGGAAAAUGGAGUGGUGGAUCCCAGAAAGGUAGAAAGCUUAUGGUCUCACAAAAACUGUAGUAUAAAGACGUUGUUAUCACACAUACGAGAAAUCAUGAUGUUGAAAGAGAACCGUAUAGGACAACCAGCGGAGGGAACUACUUUCUAGGCAACACCUUAAUCAUUUGAACAGAGAUUUCAAGCUCUGGAGAUACUGGACACUUAUUGAAAUGGGAGAUAAUAUCAAGUUAUCUCAUUAUUGUUCCCUAGUAAAUAUUUUUACCAGUGCUUUUGAAUACAUAUUAUUUUGUUUGGUUUAAAUUAUAUUUUGUUUAGGCCUUCCAUUCUAUUAACAUUACAAUAUAUUGUAAUGUAUUUGUAAAAUAAUGCUAGUUAAUAAUUGGUCAACUCAUGGACACAAUGUAAUGUUUUUUUUUAAUCCUUUAUGUUUGAUGCAUUUUCCAACACAACAUCAAUUGUGUUUUUAGCCAGUGAAAUUUCUUGAGUAACAGCAUUUAUAUCUUUAAAAUGAUAAGUUUCAUGAAAUAUAUUAUUCACUUUAAUAGCUAUAAUCACACACAAAUGAAGUUAUCUUUUAAGAAUUUUAUACUUUGUCAGCUUCAGGUUAUUAGCUGACUUACUGGUAUUCUUUCCUAGUUGAUUUUGUUUAUAUAUUUAAUAUUUAUUGCUUUGAUAUUGUAAGAUUGGGUAUGCACGCCCGAUGAGUUUGGAUUUUAAAGUUUAAAAGAAAAAAGUAUUCUUUCAGUAAUCACAUAGAAUGUCUUGCAGCAUAAUUACAAUGCUGGGAUUUUGCACAGUUCUUUCAUUAGUUUGCAGCCAUAACAUAAAUAUAGUAGUCAAUAUAUUCACAAUGAUUUUUUGUGUGCAUUUUUUUUUGAGAUUCAGGUCAUUUGGCCUUAUAUGAAACUUUCAAAUUAUAAUUCAUUUUACUAUGAUAUUCCAAACAUUUUUAUACUUUAUAAAAUUUGUACAUCAAUCAAAUUGGCAGGUUUAAUUUUGUUACUGCCCCAAAAAUGUUAUUUUUAUAGGGAUUAUUAGGCUAUAGUACUGGUAUAAAUAGUUCUACAAAAGGGGGGGGGGGGGGGGGGUGAGAAAAUCCCAAUUUUCACUGCAUGUAUUUUUUUUAGGUAGGAUAAAAAAAUUGAUGUGGCUGCCACCUUAAGGUAUGAAUGUGAACAUAUGUGUGUGUGUUGUACCAUCCUGGCUUUCAGAUCAGUCUAGUUCCAUGAGCUGCUAACAUUACACUUAACACUGUCAUCAAGUAGAAUGUUUUCAAACUCUUAAUGCUUGAGCGUCUCCUUACAACAGAGUUCAACUUUCUAGUUUUUUUUCCUUUUCAUUAUUUUGUAAUUGAUGUUUAUCUUUGACAGUUUCUUUUUUUUUUUCUUCCUUGUUUACUUUGCUUGUUCUGAGUGGUUGGAAGAUAAUUGAUUUGAACGAAUAUAGAGUUCAUGUAAAAAAAAAAAAAUAACUAAGCUAAAUAAAAAAAAACUGUUUGCACGUUUUAUGUAUCAAUAAAUCAUUAAAUAUUGA